Molecule: messenger RNA, 501 nt
Organism: Danaus chrysippus (African queen)
Lineage: Eukaryota; Metazoa; Arthropoda; Insecta; Lepidoptera; Nymphalidae
Source: the annotation of a GenBank genome assembly
AUGUUAGUUAGCAGUGUAGAAGUUAUUGCGGUAGUCACAAAUGCCUUGGUGUUGGAUAGAAUCGGUAGAAAGAAAACUUUAAUGAUUGCUUUUCUUGUAUGCGGAGUUUCUUGUGGGUCGAUUGCAUUUGUACCCAAGAACAUACCCUGGUUGGCAACUGUCUUGUACUUGGUGGGCAAAAUAGCCAUUACACAAGCUUUUAGUGGCAUUUAUAUGUAUACAUCAGAACUUUUCCCGACCCAUGCGCGGCAGUCACUGCUUGGAUUUUGCUCUAUGAUAGGAAGAAUUGGAUCCAUUGUUUCACCUCAGAUGCCUUUACUGGCUAUUUAUAUUGACUGGCUGCCAUCAGUGCUUUUCGGGGCCACUGCUAUAAUAGCUGGCGGCCUAAUGAUGACUACCCCUGAAACACUUAACACUAAACUUCCAGAUACAAUAAAAGAAGCCGAACUUAUAGCAAGCAAAAAAAUAAAUCCCAAAAGUGCUGACAUACAAUUAACAUAA